Molecule: messenger RNA, 899 nt
Organism: Aedes albopictus (Asian tiger mosquito)
Lineage: Eukaryota; Metazoa; Arthropoda; Insecta; Diptera; Culicidae
Exons: 3
Coding region: 156-833 (225 amino acids)
Source: RefSeq, a predicted model, not a curated record
UUUGUGCGAAACGAUCUGAGCGUGUAUCGACAACAAAAGCCCGGCGCGGCUGCUGAUUUUGUUUAUGUUUUCAUUUUGCUUUACGGGCGCGUAAUUCGAUUCCCUUCGAAACAUUCCGUAAUUCCGCUUCCGGCCGGUGUGGGACCAGAUUAAAAAUGAACGAAGCAUUCCGUGCGAUCGAUGCCAAAGGCACCCAGGACGAUGCCGAGGACGACGACGGCCUGGUGGAGAUGACGGAUUUCUACGAUCCGAUCGCGGCUUUGCUGUCCAGCAUUGGCGGGGAGGCCGAAAAUCUCACCGAGGAGUUGAGGAAAUAUGACAUCAAGUACGAGCAUCUGUCCGGGCUGUGCGAUGAGGAUCUCGUGGUUCUAGGGCUGAAGAACAAACGAAUUCGAGAGGAAGUGCUGGCCGAAAUCGCGGUUCUGCCGAAUCAGAUGGACCACUAUGACCAAGCCAUGAAAACGAUCAACAUACAGGACUACGCCCGAGAGAUUCUGAAAAACGCUCAAUCGCAUCUGGACAGCCUCGGAGCGUUGCUCACCCUGACUCAGCUAAGGCUCUCUGCGCAACACGUGGACAAUGUGCAAAUCGAAGACGAUAAGUACGCUUCGGAAGCAGCGGUAAGUCUCUGCGAAAAGCUAGCGUUGAAAAGUAGCGAAAUAGAUCAGUUUAUCAAAGAGCUUAAGAAGGGACGGUUCUCCAAGGAUAAGGUUCUUUCGAAACAGAAGAAUAGCACUAGGAGUGGUAGUUAUCUUAACAAAGUUUUAUUUAUCUCACUGUUAGCCGGCUGUGCUUAUAUCGGUUUCCGACAUUUCAAACAUCUAAUUAAGUAGAAUGUUAUUGAUGGUCGUGUUCUUCGACAUUAAAUACAGUAAGUUCCAUUAUCAAUGUCUACCGUC